Messenger RNA from Penicillium oxalicum, 2271 nucleotides. RefSeq lists its product as uncharacterized. The transcript is spliced from 3 exons. NCBI's taxonomy places the organism in Eukaryota, Fungi, Ascomycota, Eurotiomycetes, Eurotiales, Aspergillaceae. Gene Ontology annotation, molecular function: molecular adaptor activity; GTP binding; GTPase activity. The record is from RefSeq and is a predicted model, not a curated record. Bases 1 to 2271 code for a protein of 756 amino acids. Gene Ontology annotation, cellular component: cell division site; septin complex; microtubule cytoskeleton. Gene Ontology annotation, biological process: cytoskeleton-dependent cytokinesis.
AUGCGAUCGGGCCCUGACAUGUCACCUCCCCCCCGCAAGUCCCCUGCGGACCUCGUCUCUUCCAGCUCGACGCUAGAUCCCCGCUCCGCCGCCCCCGCAACCUUCUUUCUCUCCCGCACUCCGUACACCGACGAGGCGGAAUGUAGUUCCUCUCCAGAGCCCGAGGCGCCCGGCAGCAUCAAAGCGAGCGAGAGCAUGUAUGGAAUUCAAAGUCUCACAGAGAGUCUGACUCGAUCGGAUCAUGUCGCCAGUCCUCAACGGGAUCUCAGCACAUCCAGUCCCCGCACGCGCAGCUCCUCAUCAGGAUCCGACUCGCUCAGAGAGACCCGAUGUUCACAACGCCGGUCGACAAUCCUACAACUGGGCAACACUGAGAUCCUUCGAGACUCGUCCAUUCAACCUCCAUCAUCGGACACGCUAUCCCGCCCACUCACACCCUUCCACCCGGAUGAACCGUUGUCGCUACCCAGCAGUCCCAAGUCCAUUUCCAAUCGAUCCCUCCGACCCUUGGACGACGUGUCCAUCACUGACGAGAUCAACAGCCGAGCAAUGGCUUCUGGCGACGAAGAAGACCGACCGGAGCAAUCGCCACGAAUGGGUUUCGCGGGAGCGUCGCAGUUGAUCAUGCCGAGUAUUAAAAUGCCCAGUCGAAGGCCGUUUACGGAGCGGGGAAAGGCGAUGGGGAGAUUUAAAUUGCUGGUGGCUGGAGCGUCGGCUAACAUAUUGCGCCUCUCCUUGAAAUGGAAUCUAGGAACCGGCAAGACGUCUCUCAUCAAGGCGAUUGUGCAAACUUGCGAGGACAUCGUUCACGUCGAUUCGAUUGAUGCCGCCUCCGUCAAUCCCCACGAAAGGCGCCGCUCGACACGUCUCCACUCCGGUCCCGUCCCCACUCGCGAAGUGCCCACUUCUGUCGCCGAGAUCUACGCUAGUACCAAACCCUAUCCGUCGUGGUGGUCAGAUCUGGAAGAUUCACGGGUCCUUCGACGCCGGAAAAGUAUCGGGGAAAUCGUACUGGAGAGGAAUCUGUGCUUUGUGGAUACCCUCGCGACGACAUUGAGUCCAGCGGGACAAACGGACUCGAUUCUGCAAUAUAUACGCCAACAACUCCAUCGUGCUGCACUUGCAGGAUCGGGAUCAGGAUCGGAUAUCGAUUUUCAAAACUUGCUUGCGGGGAAUGGCGGACCUCAGGUAGAUGCCAUCUUAUAUCUGAUUACCUCAGACACGUUGUCUACGGAUAUAGAGUGUAUUCGCAAACUCUCCGAUUUUAGCAACGUGAUUCCUCUCGUGGCCAAAGCAGACACCUUGUCAGCCGAAGCCAUUCUCACUCUGAAACAGAGAUUCCGACAACAGGCGCAGGAAGCCGGCAUCAAACCUUUUGUUUUCAGCAGCAGCUCGCCACUCAGCCUCGAUGAUACAUCUCCAAAGCCGCCGUAUGCUGUGUCAUCUGAAAAAACCGCCGACAUGGAAGUCAUGGAUGCAAGCACACUCAUGAGUCCCGACUACCAACAGCCCCUCGUAUCCUCCGAACUCGAGUUCUUGGUGUCCCAGAUGUUUGACCGGGAUCAUCUGGCCUGGCUCCGUCAUUCGGCCGCUAAGAAGCUGAUUCAGGGACGCAGCGACUUUGAGCCUCGGGGAUUAUCAUCCGCCGGCCUGAACCCCCCCAAUCAGGAGCAUGUGCUCUCUGGGGUUACCUCUCCCAGUUCGGGGUGGAGGUCUCCCGGGGGAAGUGCGUCCAUGACUUCGUCCAUAUACUCUCUAGGUGAUCCGGGGAUCCCCACAUACACCCUAGCUCGUCUGGCUGAUUACACUCGACACGAAGAGCGAAUCGCCCAGGUCCGCCUCGCCCAAUGGGCGACAGAUCUGCAACGCAGUCUCCAGAAUGAGCGCGAGCGAUAUGCCGCACUGGCGCGAGGUGAUCGGGCCGUCUGGCUCACGGAACGACUCAAUGAAUGUGUCAUUGACGGAUCUCUGGUGCCUGUCACGCAGACCGCGGGUGAUCAGCACGGGGGCUCACUGAAAGCGAUGCGUUCCGGCAGCGGUAGUGGUGGAGGCCAGAAGUAUCGGGUGGCCGGGAUCAGUGCUCAUGAUCCAUUAGGGGUGGUAGGCUGGAUUGACGACAUUGGACGCCGUGGAUGGAUCCUGGUGCAGAUCGUGGGAAGUGUCGGGGUUGUCGGGGGGUUGGCAUUAUGGGCCGCUCGGUCUUGGGGAUACCCUGCGAAGAAUUUAGCUGAACUUCACCUUGAUCAUUGGUAUGGGAGCCUGGAGAAAUGA